GUCAACAUGGCAGCUGAGUUUGCAGCUACCUACAAAAUCCUGGUCCUGGGUGAUAGCAAUGUGGGGAAAACUUGCAUAGUUCACCGCUUUUGUGACGAAAGGUAUUACGAUACAUAUAUCUCAACUAUAGGUAUUGAUUUCAAACAGAAAAUUAUUAAUUUGGAUGGAAUGCCGAUCAAAUUACAGAUAUGGGAUACUGCUGGUCAAGAAAGGUUCCGAACACUGACAACAGCCUAUUACAGAGGAGCAAUGGGGAUACUUGUCAUGUAUGACGUCACAAACAUGGAUUCUUUCAAUCAUUUGAUGUACUGGUUCAGGAAUGUGGAGGAGAAUGCUUCUCAAGAUGUAGUUAAAGUACUGGUAGGUAACAAGUGUGAUGCUACCCAUAUGAGAGUAAUAGACUUCGAGAGAGGACAGAAGAUGGCAGAAACUUUUGAUAUCCCGUUCUUUGAAUGCAGCUGCAAAAACAAUGAAAACAUUCAUGAGGCUUUCAUUGAACUUGCGAGAAAAAUCAGAGAACAACGUGAGAUAAGAGCUAGUAAAUUUGAUGAAAUGGAAAGGCUGCAAUGGGAAAAAGCAGAUCUUAAUCAAAAUAAACAACUGACAACAGGAGCUUAUCGCUGUAGUUGCUAGGUUUCUCUUCAUGAGCCGAAGUUUAUAUCUUAAAUAAAAUGUUAUUGAAUUACAGAAAGAACUAGAAGCGCACAUUUAGAAAUAAAAAGGACUGCCAAACUCAGAAGAUGAGCAAGAAACUUGUUAGAAACUUUGUUAAAUAUUGUAUGUUUAUUCCUCAUCAUAUUUGCAUUUGAAGCAAGUGCAGAAUUUCUGAACAAAGAGCGGUACUUGUCUGAUUAUGAGACGAGAUAUUUGUAAUCUUAUUUUUUAUGAUUUUCUAUAUACUUCUGUAACUCAAAAUGUUAGGUGUAGUAUUUCUGACGAGACCAAAUUUUUAUAUUAAUAUAAGCAAAACUUUGCCUAAAUUAAAUUAACACAUUUUCUUUAACCGUUUCCUUCUAAGUUCAAAUGAUAUUUCUCAUGUUAUGUACUUAACAAUAAUUAGAUUUAAGAUUUUUCAUAAAACCUAUUACCCCUAUAAGUUUAGUAAUAUGUUGCUUUAGAGCAUUUUAUCCUUUUUCUACUUGAAAUUAUAGGUUUUCAGAAAUAUGAUUGGAAAAUUUCUGUGUCGCUAUUUCUGAUAUUGCAUAUAUUUAGAUAUGACUUAUCAGAUCAUAUAUAUGUGUGUGCUUUAAGAUUUAUAUGUUUAUAUAAAAAUUAAUUCUGCAUACAAUUCGUAUGCCAUGACAAUUGUAUCAAUCUUCCGUUUACGGUUUUAUGAAAAAUAUCUAAAAUGCUGACACUAUUUUACAUAGCUCCUUUUGUGAAAAUGCUAAAUGUUCAUGCUGUGGAUUUGACACAACAAUUUAUACAAAAAGAGAAAAUGAAAUGAAUUUGUAUUAAGAAUCAUUUCGUAUGGACUUGAUUCAAAGUAUGUUCUAAUUACAAAUGUGUCGACUGAUAGAAGUGAUUAUGCAUAUUUUUCCUUGAGAUCUUUAACGCCAAUCGUCUAAAUUUACUUUGAUAUUAUUGAAGUUUUAUGGUUUGAAAAGCAAUGGGAUUAAUCUCUCACAUGAGCAAGCAAAUCUUAAAAUUACAUUAAGAAAAAAGUAAGAAUAAUUAUUAAAAGAUAAUUAGCUUAUGCAUUGUUUGUAAUUCUCAUAUUUUAAAACCUUUUCAAAAUUUCACUCUUAAAAUUUUAACCUCCAAGAAUACAUGUAUUUCUCCAAGCAAUAUUUCUAAAGGCCACUUUACUUAGUGAAGUAAAAUAUUUUUAACUAGUAAUUAAUCAAUUUCAUAACCAUAGAAUAAUAAUAAACCAAUAAUUAUUUGAAUAGGUAUUUUAUGAAGAUAUUAGUGUUACAUAAUAACGUAUGCUUAAAACCAGAUUAUUAUCAGUUUUAGACUCUUAAAAUAGCUUUGAAAUUCCUAAAAGAUAAAUUUUAUCAAUCUGAAAUUGCCAACGGAGGAUAUAACCCUUGUUUUCAGUACUUUUCUAAUUAAUAAUAACAAAAUAAGGUCUUCUGAAUAAGUGUAAACAUUUUUUACUCAGCUUAUUAAUGUUAAUUAUGGGUACGAAUUUGGAAAUUAUCCAAAUUUGUAGCAUUGCAUAGUGCGAUAAGAAAACAUUCAACUUACGUAUAAAAUGAAAAUCUUGCUUGGAGAACGAUAAGUUAAAGUAAAACAAUUGCUAUGUCAUCGCUAACUGUACUGAUAAAACAAUGUAAAAGGAAACGCGUCUGUGUAGAAGAUCAAUUCUUUCUGAAGAGACUACUGCACUGCUGCAGUUCUGAUCAUAUAAUCAUAUUCAUUGUACAGAACUGCUCAGAAAAUAAAAGCUUUUUCUUCAUCGGUUUUGCCCAGUGUGUUACCCCAAAACCAAUGUUUUUCUUAUUUAAUGCCUUUAAAUAGCAUUUAAAUUAGUAAAGGACUUAGAAAAUAUUUUAAAUUAUUUGUGUAUUUAGAAAAUACUGUACGAAUUUAAACUGUUUUAAGAUAAUAAUGUUUAGAAACUAUUUUUUGAAACACAUUUCAGAUAAUAAAUGUAUGUACUAAUCAUAGCAUUCAUAAAAACUGAAAUUAAAUAUUAAAGCUAAAGCGUAUAUUAAUAUCACUUUACUUCUUUAUAAAACCCAUAAUUCCUUUACACAGUUCUUUGUACCUUUAACAGUUAAGUCGUUCUAUUAUAGUCUUUCAAUAAAUUUUAAAUUCAUGUGCUGAAUUAAAACCAUUAGUUGAAUCAUAUUUAUGAUAAAUGAAAAUUUUUCAGUUUCAAUAUUGAUUAAAUGUUUUUCAUGUCAGGUAUAAAUGUUGAGAUUUUUGCCCUUAAAAAAAUAAAAGCAUUUCUAGUAUGUUCAUUCGGACUCUUAAAAUAUUAAAUCGUAUAAUAUUUUAUAUAAGCAGCAUUCCGAAGGUGUAACUGUUACAUUUUUACUCCUGCUACUUUUGAAACAAUUGUAGUUUCCUUUUAAUUUAGUUAUUUUCAUCAAAUAACUUUCAUUAUUUAUUCAGAUAUAUGGUUUACUACUAAAAUCAAAAGUGCUCGAAAAUCUCAGAGUUAGAAAUUGUUAUGGUACACAUGCACGGACGCAGCUUAAAACUCCAACACAAGAUUUUAUCGGUAACAGAUGAAGGCCGAAAGUAUCGCUCGUGAUGUUCAAUGCAUAUAUAUAAGGGAAAUUCCAAUCGGAAACGUGUUACAAUAUGAAUGUAUGACAGAAAGAUGAGACGAUAAAUGAAAAGCCUCCAAAAUAUACUGAUAAAAAAUGCUCAGUAUGAAUGCGAUAUGUAUUAAGAUAUAAUAGUACUAUAGUAGAUAGUACUGUUAAAGAAGAGUGGCGCGUCACUUGAUCUAAAAACUCUUUUUAUUCCUCUUCGAAACGCAGCCAACAGCGUCAUGUUAUCUCAAGGCUUCAGUUUCCCUAUCUGGUAAAUUAUUUUUUUCUUUUACAUAUAAUUACCUACCAGUUGUAACAUCGAAUUCCUCUUUCAUUUUGUAUUUACAUGUUUGACAUAGUUUUCCUUACAAAGAAAUUCCCUUCUCCAUCUGGCAAGAAAACAUGUCAUUGAAAAUAGAUCUGUACGUUGUUCUCGAAUUUCGGCAAAUGAACAUCGAUAAUAUUCAGAAACGUAAAAACAACGUUUUACCGUUUACACGCCGAUAUUCCUGUAAUAGAGUACGUCAUUAGAAAGCACAGAAUAUUUUCUAAGCAUUUAUACCAGCAUUUCGCAGUAAAAUUAGGAGAUACGAUUACAUACUGAGCUUAAAAUAAGUAACGAAAUAUGUAAAUAUCUUUUCUGUCCUAAGAGACUUUCCUAGGGCUCUGAACAAUUCGGUUAGUUAAUCGAAAACGAAUGCUUCAGAGAUGAUAAGAAUCAAAUAGUAGCUAAUAUGUAUUUUAUUUUAUCUUGCCAUAAUCUGCGUUAAAUUAUAUUUAUUGAUAAAUAACAUCUACAAGUGAUUAUUUUAAAGCUAAGCAAAAUUCAGGCUGGCGUAUUGCUGUUUUAUCUAUUGAUAAUUAAAUGUUAUGAUAAAACGUUGUUUACGUUAAAUUCUCUUGAAAGCUGAGUAUUAAUUGUCCCAUUAGUGAAAUUAUAUAUGUUCAAAGCUAAAUGAAUAUCAUAAAUAAAAUUGCUCGUGAAGUAUACUACUUAGCUUAUUUGAACGGAACGUUAAUUUAUCAUUAAGUAUUACUACUGAACUAAAAUUCAACGAAAUGGAAUCAACUGUUUUAAAACAGAAUUAAAUAGGAACCAUAUCAAAACCUAACCUUUAAUUUUACUACGUAAUAUGAAAAAACUGAAGAUAAAACCUAGUAAUAUUAAAACAAUUUUUUAUUCUCUGUUUUAAUAUUACAUAUUAAUAUUUGUAAUUUACUACAUUGCAAUAGUAUACUAAACAGGAUAUUAAAAAUUUGUUUUCCAUCAUGCCGAGUUUUUGAAGCAUAUGCGAUCAGUUAAAGCAAAAAACACUGAAACGAAACUGAGUAAUUAUUAGUCAGUUUAUUAUCAGCAUGAGCUUCUUUUACCAGCUAAAAAUAAUUAUAUAAAGGCUACAAAUAAUUACAAAUAAUAUAUAAGGUAUUUCUCUCGCCUUCUUAGCAUACCUUUUUGGUGUAAUGGUCAACAUGCUCGUCGCGUAUUCGAGAGCUCCGAGGUUCGAGUCCCGGCAAGGGCACUGCUCAUUUUUCAUGUCUCCUGCUUUAGAAAUAACCUAAUAUCUUUACAAUGGUGCCCGAACGGGGAUUCGAACUAGAGAUCAGUCACUCGGGGCGUAUUCUAGAGGUCCGUGGUUCGAGUCCAGGCGAGGGCAUUGCUCAUUUCUUCAGUUUCUAACAUCGGAAAUUCUGAAUGACUCUAAAGCGGCGCCCGAACUAAAACAAGAUGGUGGGUAAUGGUUCUUCAGCACCAGGAUUUGGCGACCGGAUCCCUUAAUCCCUAGUCGCCCUUUAAAAGGGGGAGUAUAUAAGGUAUUUCUGCCGCCUUUGUGGUGUAGUGGUCAGCACAUUCGGCGUGUAUUCGAGAGGUCCGUGGUUCGAGUCCCCGCGAGGGCAUUUCUCAUUUUCACAUAUCCUGCUUUCUAAAUAGUCUAAUAUCUCUACAGUACAUGCUAAAACAUAUAUAGGCAUUUUAAGCAAGAUGUACUAAAUCCUAAUUUAAUAUUAAUGCAAAUGUACAGGAAAAAAACUUACAGAAUUACAAAGCUUCCAAGUACUUUUUGCAGGUUAUUGUUCAGAAUUAUAAAGAUUCAGUAAGUAAACAUUCUUUGCAAUUUAUGGUUUUAUUCGCGUGAACGAUACACUGCGUCACGUGAAUAAAAGUGCUAAUGCGAUCACAGAGGAGAAGCUUAAUCAAAUCAUCAACAGCAAGCUCACGUAGUGUUAAAAUUGAAGACAUUUUGGCUGUAAAUAAGGAAUUAAUUUAAGCGUUUCUUCAUAUAAUUUUUGCUAUUCAGAGCGUAUUUAUGUUUCAGCUGGAAACUCGUGUUACUAUGUGUUUGAAAGCUGAAGUAUUUUGUAAAAUUAAACUAACGUUUUAAGUAAAAAACUUCAUCUUUAUUAAAGCGUCAAAAUCCUGUAAAUAUGAAAGUUUGAUUUAUUAGCAUAUCUUAAGAAGAAAAAUCGCUUAACGUCGAAAUUUAGGCAGGGCUUAAUUUCUUAAAUUAGAAGAACCAAAGCGCUAUGGAAGAUCGUCAACGAACAAGAACACGAAUAAAUAAAUAAAUAAAAUUACUAAUAACUAAUAAUUAAAAUAUUAAUUAAUUAAUUAUUAAAAUAAUUAAAUAAUUGAUUAUUAGAUUAAUUAAAUAAUUAAAAUUAAAAGUUAAUAAAAUGUAAAGAGAUAAAUAAAAAUUUAAUAAGUUACUAAAUAAAUGGUAAGUAGUUAAAUAAUAAAAUAAAGUACUGGACCUUGAUUAUUUGGCGUUUCGGCUGGAAUUUAAAUUUCACACGAAUUUAAAUUUAUCACCGGUUGUUCUGAGAAGUAGCCCAGCCAGUCUCUGGUUGAGUUUAAUCUCUAAAUAUAAUGUAAUACUUCAAAGGAUGAUGGAAAAUGAAAAACAUUUUUUUUUUUCAGCACACCAAUGCAAUUUAAGCUCCGAAUUUGGGAGCAAGUAUCAAUACCUCUAAUUACUGUAAUCUCUAUAGACAACUUUAUUUACAUUACAAAUAAUGAAACGAAGUCAGUUUUUUCAUUGUUUUCAAAAGAACUUUAAGUAAUAUUUCAAAACUGCGUUUCGUUUAAGCUUUUAUUAAAAUGCUUACUCAAUAUUUGUAAACUGGAUUUGACUAGUCUAGUUGAGAGAGAAACCUGAGUAAUUUUUUUAAAGGUGAAAUAAAAUAUAUAAUUUACAGAAAGGAUGAAAUCCUGAAAUUUCAAUAUUAAGAUAAAAAAAUAUGUACUAAAAAUGGCAGAGUCUAGUUAUUUAUUUUGUAACACUUUCAUACUCUCUGUAUCCAAUUUGUUGAAGUUUUCUUUGAUUAGUAAAUGUUCUAGCAUCACUUGUAACUGAAAUGAGUGUUCUUACAGCUUCUGAUAUAAUGCGACAUUUUUUAAAGUCAUUGCUUGUAUAAUAUUUAUGAUGAAAUAAAGUGUUUUUAGAUGGAAAAAA
Stegodyphus dumicola is the source of this 6664-nucleotide messenger RNA. RefSeq lists its product as uncharacterized. NCBI's taxonomy places the organism in Eukaryota, Metazoa, Arthropoda, Arachnida, Araneae, Eresidae. The record is from RefSeq and is a predicted model, not a curated record. Gene Ontology annotation, molecular function: GTP binding; GTPase activity.